This is a messenger RNA of Blepharisma stoltei, 402 nucleotides long. The record is from the annotation of a GenBank genome assembly. Lineage: Eukaryota; Ciliophora; Heterotrichea; Heterotrichida; Blepharismidae.
AUGGAUUUAAGCUAUAUCAUUGAUCAAGACAUCGAAAAACUCAGCAAACUUGAAGAGCUUGGCUGCGACUUAGACGCUUUAUUACUCAUUGCCAAAGACUCCCUUUCUCUAUGUGAUGAGCUUGGACUGAACUCUAAGCAGUCAGCUGAAUUUUUGGUGCGUUUAAAAAGGGUUUACGAUCAAAACCAAGGAAUAAUGCCAGAACCUGAUUUAAUCUUAUAUGAAAACAGCAAAAACCAAGCAAGCAGACUUAGCGUUGAAAACAAGGUCACAGGAAACACAAUUUUCUUUAGAUUGGAAAACCCACAAAAAGAAACAUUUAUUUGCGAUGUAUGCAACGAAGGGGGAUUAAUAAAAACUCAGGCAAAAACCCACGUCUCUGAAAAGCAUAAUACAAGUUAA